AUGUCGACUCAUAUGAAACACACAAUAGUUUCAGUGGAACAGUGAGAACUUCGGAAGAGUUUCUAAUUUACUGAAGCUUCGAUAUCACACAAUAUGUCGGCGUGUGGCUGCGAGAGCACCGCCUACUAUGGGCCAAAUCUACAUGAGGCCUGUCCUGGAGCCAAUUUCAUAGUGUUCAUGUCAUUAGUAGAUGCUGUCGUUCGUAGUCUUUGCGACGUAUCUCAAGUUUGCGAAAGAGUGACACCGAGAACAGUACCAGAACUAGAGUAUGAUUUUAUAGUUAUCGGAACCGGAGCUGGUGGUGCUACUGCAGCCGGACGAUUGGCAGAGGAAGCUCGAUGGAAGAUACUCGUGCUGGAAGCCGGACCUGAGACGCCUGUUGGUAUGAACUUACCUGUAAUGAAUCAUCCCUUUGAUUCCGGUCAAGAUAUCCAUUGGGGAAUCACAUCCGAUUUCAACAAACCUAGCAUCGUUGAUUGGGGAUACAAAACUGAACCCGAGUCUGUAGCUUGUCAAGGUUUUCCUGAUAAGAGGUGUUCCUACUUCAGACCAAAAGUUGUUGGUGGUUCUACAACAAUAACAGGUAGCUACUUGAGAGGUCUUCCCAGGGACUACGAUGAGUGGGAAGCAAUGGGCAACAAGGGUUGGGGCUACAAAGACGUCCUACCAUUCUUCAAACGAUCAGAAAAUAACACAGAAAUGGAGAAACGAAACUUAGAUCCUGCAUUCCAUGGGACUAACGGUCCACUCACCAUUGAGAGUUAUGGCUGGGAGCCGCCUAUUCAUCAAGACUUUUUGGACGUUGCUAAAUCACAAGGUUAUGCAGUGAGCGUGGAUCUCAAUGACGCGACGAAGGGUACUGGAUUUUCUAGAAUGCAAGGAAAUGUCAGACAUGGUGUGAGACAGAGUGCAGCUGCUGCAUUCCUUCAUCCUCACCGUGACAACCCCAAUCUUCACCUGAUGGUGAACUCGACCGUUACCAAACUCACUUUCGAAGAUCACGACCAAGUGUCUGGCGUCGAAUUCACUUACCAGGGUCAAACCCAUAGGGUAAAGGCCACCAAAGAAGUAAUUUUGGCUGCUGGACCCAUCAACACACCUCACUUGCUGAUGGUAUCUGGAGUUGGACCAAAAGAGGAACUAGAAAAAGUUGGCAUCAAAGUAAUUCACGAACUAGAGGGAGUUGGCAAAAAUCUCACUGAUCACGUGUCAUUAGGACUCAUAUAUGACAUGAUUGCGUUGGGGUUGCAUUUCAAUGGAAUGAACAUCAAUAAUGUGAAUAGGUAUAAAAAUGGAAGAGAAGGAGUAUUCUCAGCACCAGGUAUGCGACCAAUUACUGCUAGAGUUAAUUCCAGCCAAACAGAUGCAUCUGAUCCAGACCUUCUGUUCAUGUUUCUUGGCUUUAUUCCAAAAUGCGGCCGAACAGGCAGUCCCCAGGAGUUCUUCGAUCCAGAACAUCCAGAUGAUCCUAAUGACUUCAGAAUAUCUCCAACUGUCAUCAAUCCGAAAAGUAGGGGACACGUUUCAUUGAAUUCCAGUAACCCAUUGGAUAAGCCUCUCGUGACUGGAAAUUAUCUGACAGUUGAACACGAUCAAAAACUAUUAUUGGAGGGAAUUCGAAUGGUCAAUAAAUAUGUAUUGACAAGUGAUGUUUUCAAAGCAAAAUAUGGUUUGGCAUUGAAGAAGGGUAUUUAUGGAGACUGUGAUCAGAAGCACGAGCAUGAUUCGGACGAAUACUGGAUCUGUGCUAUGAAACACGAAACUCUUAUAGCACAACAUCUGACUUCCUCCUGCAGGAUGGGACCAAGCUCAGACAAAUUUGCCGUUGUGAAUCAGCAACUUCAGGUCCAUGGACUAAAGAAUCUCAGAAUCGCCGAUGAAUCUGUUUUCCCUAAGACGAUUUCAUCUGAUCCAUGGGCUACAACGAUGAUGAUUGGUGAACGUGCUGCUGAAUUUGUCAAAGAGAAGCAUGGCAAUUGAAUUCCACUCCGAAUGAUUAGAGUGGCCAUUGUUGCGAAUAUAUCAGAAUAUAUUGCAGUUCAAUAAAGGAAUACUAUAUUCAAUAGCAGU
This is a messenger RNA of Phaedon cochleariae (mustard beetle), 2070 nucleotides long. Lineage: Eukaryota; Metazoa; Arthropoda; Insecta; Coleoptera; Chrysomelidae. The record is from the annotation of a GenBank genome assembly.